Molecule: messenger RNA, 1911 nt
Organism: Lipotes vexillifer (Yangtze River dolphin)
Lineage: Eukaryota; Metazoa; Chordata; Mammalia; Artiodactyla; Lipotidae
Gene: ZNF397
Product: zinc finger protein 397
Exons: 4
Coding region: 292-1890 (532 amino acids)
Biological process (GO): regulation of transcription by RNA polymerase II
Cellular component (GO): nucleus
Molecular function (GO): RNA polymerase II transcription regulatory region sequence-specific DNA binding; DNA-binding transcription factor activity, RNA polymerase II-specific
Source: RefSeq, a predicted model, not a curated record
UUAAAAGGGAAUUCUGUAAGUAACAUCUUCAGAAGGUGUUAAAGACAGACUAUUCUGCUUGAUACAAACAGGAUUGAAAGAGAAUUGAAAAGGAAAUUCCUCAAUAUGUGAUUCAUGUUAGUAUUGCAUUCUUUUGCCUCUAAAAUAAUUUCUCAUAGCAGAAGUGUGGUAGGAAUUCUACAAAAUGAGAGACGUUGAAUGAGGAAAGAAGAGAUUACUCAAAAGCAACUCUGAAGUAGAGGACCCAGUUGUAGUGAGCUUUUUGCUAAGCUGUUUCAGCCCAGAACGGCUAUGGAAUCCAGAGCAGUUUCAACCCCGGUACCUCAGAAUUCUCAGGAACAAGAGCUAAUACUAGUGAAAGUAGAAGAAAGCCUUUCUUGGGGUCAGAAACUUAAGCAGAAUGGAAGUACCCGAUCCUGCCAGGAAUUGUUUCGCCAGCAGUUCAGAAAGUUUUGCUACCAGGAGACACCUGGGCCCCGGGAGGCUCUGGGCCGACUCCAGGAGCUUUGCUGUCAGUGGCUAAGGCCAGAGUUGCACACGAAGGAGCAGAUCCUGGAGCUGCUGGUGCUGGAGCAGUUCCUGAGCAUCCUGCCUGAGGAGCUGCAGAUCUGGGUUCAGCAACACAGUCCAAAAAGUGGCGAGGAAGCUGUGACUCUGUUGGAGGAUUUGGAGAGGGAAUUUGAUGAUCCAGGGCAGCAGGUCCCAGCUAGUCCACAGGGACCAGCAGUGUCAUGGACGGAUUUGACAUGUCUUGGAGCAUCCCAGGAGUUAACAAACAUUGAACUCCAGCCUUUAAAGACACAGCUGAAACCCUGGGAACCUUGCCUUUCCCCCAGAAGUGAUUGUGAGAACAAUGGAUCAGCAACAAAGAAGGACAUUUCAGGAGAGAAAUCGCAAAGACUUCCGCAGGAGCCUUCAUUUGGAGGAAUUAGUGAACAUGAAAGCAGUUCAGAGUGGCAGCAAGGAAGUGCUACAGGGGAGAAAUUAAGAAGAUCCCCUUCCCAAGGGGGCAGUUUUAGUCAAGUAAUCUUCACAUACAAAUCUCUAGGAAACAAAGACCAUCCUGAGCCCCAGAGAAGCUUGAUUCUAAAUACAAACUCUAUAACGUAUCAGAAAGUUCCUACAGAAGAGAGACCUUACAGGUGUGAUGUAUGCGGGCACAGCUUCAAACAGCAUUCUGCUCUAACACAACAUCAGAGGAUCCAUACUGGAGAAAAGCCGUACAAAUGUAGCCAGUGUGGGAAGGCCUUUAGUUUGAGGUCCUAUCUUAUUAUUCAUCAGAGAAUUCAUAGUGGUGAGAAAGCAUAUGAAUGUAGUGAAUGUGGGAAGGCCUUCAACCAGAGCUCAGCCCUCAUUAGACAUCGGAAAAUCCAUACUGGUGAGAAAGCUUGUAAAUGUAAUGAAUGUGGCAAAGCAUUCAGUCAAAGUUCAUAUCUCAUUAUCCAUCAAAGAAUUCACACUGGUGAGAAACCCUACGAGUGUAAUGAGUGUGGGAAAACCUUUAGCCAAAGCUCAAAGCUUAUUAGACACCAGCGAAUUCAUACAGGAGAAAGACCUUAUGAAUGUAAUGAGUGUGGAAAAGCUUUCAGGCAGAGCUCAGAGCUGAUAACCCAUCAGAGAAUACAUAGUGGAGAGAAACCCUAUGAAUGUAGUGAGUGUGGAAAAGCCUUCAGUCUGAGCUCAAACCUCAUCAGACACCAGAGAAUUCACAGUGGAGAGGAACCUUAUCAGUGUAAUGAAUGCGGCAAAACCUUCAAAAGGAGCUCAGCCCUUGUUCAACAUCAGAGAAUCCACUCUGGGGAUGAGGCUUACAUAUGUAGUGAAUGUGGGAAGGCUUUCAGGCACAGAUCAGUCCUCAUGCGCCAUCAGAGAGUCCACACUGUAAAGUGACUUAUGAAUACUGUAAAUACU